Molecule: messenger RNA, 1299 nt
Organism: Fonsecaea erecta
Lineage: Eukaryota; Fungi; Ascomycota; Eurotiomycetes; Chaetothyriales; Herpotrichiellaceae
Exons: 1
Coding region: 1-1299 (432 amino acids)
Biological process (GO): regulation of transcription by RNA polymerase II
Molecular function (GO): zinc ion binding; DNA-binding transcription activator activity, RNA polymerase II-specific
Source: RefSeq, a predicted model, not a curated record
AUGGCCAGGACAACCAGAACCAGCCAAGUGCCAGCGUCUGCCCGGGACGAUGCCACCGUCCGCAAGCGAAAAGCUCACAAGAAGUCUAGGCUUGGGUGUCGCAACUGCAAAAUACGUCGGGUGAAAUGCAACGAGGUUCGACCGAUGUGCGCAAAGUGUCUGGAGUACGGGGUGCUAUGCAACUACGAUCCUAGUAUACCAGAUCUUCAACCUCGAGCCGUCGCUUCCGUGGAAAAGCCCGUCUUUGGAACGACUAAGCCUAUCUUAGCCAUGGUAAAUGCAUCUUUAGACAAAAACACUCAUGGCUUAGAGUCGCAUAGCCGAGUUAUGCGAUUCGACAAAUCUGAUCUGGCCCGACUUGACAGAUUCCAGUCUAGGACAGUUCUGUCCAUUGGCACCAAGAGAGUUGCCCGAGUUUUCCAGCAAGAAGUCAUCCCGCUUGCCUGUGCGCACCCCUUCCUCAUGCACUUGGCCCAGGCAGUGACGGCGUCUCACGAUCGUUACCUGGGUGGAGUGGCAACCUCGAGGCCGAGCACAACCGAAGCCUACCACCUGAACCAGGCCUUGAUCUCCUUUCAGAGCGUCCUUUCUCGGCCCAUCAAACCUGAGGAAGGGGACGCGGUGCUGAUCGCCUCUUCUCUCCUUGGAGUUGUGAGCUUUUUCAAUCUCGAGGCAUCGUCUGUCGAAGACGUUUGGCCAUUGCGGGAUGCUGACAUGACAUGGCUCAAUUUAAGCGACGGAAAACAAGCUAUCUGGCAAGCGGCAAGCCCGUUGAGAAGAAACAGCCUCUGGCGACAGGUGAAUCACCUCUUUGAUGGCGAUAAAUUGCGUGAAGAUGAAGUUCCAGAACACGUGCCUUCCAUCUUCGACCAUCUCUGUGCCGAAGAUGCUUCGUCGGCAUCCGCAUGGGAGAACCCUUACUACAAGACUGCACAAACACUUUUACCUUUACUCGACCUUGAAUGCAACGACCGCACCUGGUUGAGAUAUCUUGGUUUUGCCAACCACAUGGACCCUUCUUAUAAGUCCCUACUGUCGCAGAGAGAUCCUUGGGCGCUGCUGAUGCUUUUAUAUUGGUAUAUGAAGGUCUGCCGGGGUUCUUGGUGGUUGUCAUCCCGGGCGAUCCUCCAGGGACAGGCGAUUUGCCUAUAUCUCGCACGGUAUCACUGCGAUGAUAUGACCAUACUUGCGGCUUUGGACAAGCCAAGCAGGGUAUUGGAGGCAGCACGAGUCGAAGGGUGGGGAGGUAUAUCCCCUGCAGUGAGCAGUCCGCCGUGGCCAGCCCGGGAGGUGCAGUAA